This is a messenger RNA of Thunnus maccoyii (southern bluefin tuna), 5556 nucleotides long. RefSeq names its product mastermind-like transcriptional coactivator 1 (gene maml1). Gene Ontology annotation, biological process: positive regulation of transcription of Notch receptor target; Notch signaling pathway. The record is from RefSeq and is a predicted model, not a curated record. Gene Ontology annotation, cellular component: nucleoplasm; nuclear speck. The transcript has 6 exons. Lineage: Eukaryota; Metazoa; Chordata; Actinopteri; Scombriformes; Scombridae. Gene Ontology annotation, molecular function: transcription coactivator activity. Bases 563 to 3712 code for a protein of 1049 amino acids.
GCGUCACGCCGUGACCGUCUUCUAUUGGCUGUUGCUGCUGUCAAUCACCGGUGAGGCGGGAACAGGGACAUUCCUGCUGCUGAUGGAAAAAAAGAGAAAGUUUUCAAAAUGGCGGCGUAAACCUCUGUCCGCUGGAAAACAAUAGAAGCAGAAUAGAAGUAGAAUAGAAGCAGAAUAGAGGCUUAGAGUUAGCCCUGUUCUUCGCUCUGGAGCUCACAUAUCCCGGCUCGGGCUCGGCCGGGAGGAGGAGGGUUAUCCGCGCCGACAGCUCGGGAGAGAUUAAAGUAAAACAUGAUUUAUUUACGAGCUGCCGUUAGCGCGUCCGAGCGUUAGCAGCUAACGGCUAACGGCUACAGGCAGGCGGAGGAUCAGCUGUUUGCUGGACAGCGGACAGCAACACGUUCACAUGAGUGCCGCUGUGACUGAAGGCCAUUAGCAAGACAAAGGUCGCCUCCAUGGAGCCAGCAGAGUCUUUGUAGAGGGCGAGGGGGGGUGAAAAACAGCCAAAUUCAGCAUUUUAUGGACGAAACCUGAGCCGGGAGUUUACUACAAGUCUUUAUUGAUGAUGGCGGAUUUUGUUACACCGCGACACAGCGCGGUGAUGGAGAGGCUCCGCCGGAGGAUCGAGCUCUUCCGGCAGCAUCACAACAGCUGCGAGAGCCGCUACGAGGGCGCGACGCUGGAGCGGCUGGAGCUGGAGCGGCAGCAGACCUUCGCCCUGCACCAGCGCUGCCUGCAGGCCAAAGCCAAGCGGUCCAACAAGCACCGGCAGCCCCAGCCCAGCAGCGACCAGGCCGGACAGAGAGCGCAGAGCGGCGGCGGCGGCGGCGGCAGCAGCAGCGCGGAGCUGGGGGACAGCGGAGGGACGGCGGCGGAGCAGAGCCGGAACAGCACCCUGAUAGCGUUGCAGGAGACGGUGAAGAGGAAGUUGGAGAGCGCUAGUUCCCCGCUGGGCAGAGAUCAGGUCAACGGUUUCAGCGACGGCUUCCCCCCCAACAAGAAGGCCUGCCUCGACAACGGCACCGCCAACGGCUCCCCACUGGACUCCAAGCUCGGGAUCACCGACUCGCUCAACUCCAACGGGACCCACGGGCCGGCAGGGGACUCGACGGACGGCGGGGAGCCAGAGUUCCUUCGGAAGGAGAUGAAGCAGGAGCCGGAUGACAUCCUGCCCAUCAUGCCGCCGUCAGGCGGAGGCAACAACAACAGCCUGUUCCCUGACCUCAACCUGAACGAGCAGGAGUGGAGGGAGCUGAUGGAGGAGCUGAACUGCUCCGUGGCCUACGAGGACAUCCAGGACAUCCUCAACGACGGCUUCGAGGAUCGCAAAGACCCUCUGGAGCUGGCACCAACUCCCGGUGGUGCUGGAGCGGUGGGAGGAGGAGCAGGAGGAGCAGCAGGUGGGGGGGGACAGUCCUCCCAGGGCCUUCUUCCUCUGGACUUGGGCAGCGUGAAGGCGGAGUUCUCCCCCGCCUCCUUCGAGCAGGUGCAGGACUCUCACACCGGCUCCCCCCACGUCAGGUCCACGUCUUCCGGGCCUCCUCCUCACCCCACCAGUUCCCCUGUCGCCUCCUCCUCCGCCUCAUCCCCAGCUAUGCCCCCAUCCCAGCCAGCUCCUCCCCCCAGGCAGCUCCAACCUCCCCCCAACCAUCUACUCCCUCCGGGCCCCCCGGUGCCCAAAGACCUGUCCCCCGCCCAGCAGCUCCAGCAGCUGGCCGCCCAGCAGCAGAGAGCCCAGCACCUCCACAGCCAGCUGCAGCACAAACAGCCACAACCGGGGGCCAAGUUCCACACCCAGGGGCCUCAUGCCCACCCCCAGGCUUGGCCCCAGAUGGCCAACCCCUCCCAGAGCCCACUAGGGGGCCCAUUUGGCAUGGACAAGCCCACAAGCCCCUCCCUGUACCCACAGGACUUCAACCCCAACGCCCAGAAGCAGCUGCUGAUGCCCAAUCAGCCCAACAAGGGCUCUCCCAAGGCGGGGGCCGGCAGCUACAUGCCGGGGCCCGCCGGACACCCCAACAUGAUGGGUCACCCGGCUCCGGGGCCACCUCUUAGCCACCCGCCGGCACCAGGGGCCCAGGCCUCGGCUGCCAUGCUGAACUACAACAACACCAAACCUCUGUCGCACUUUGAGGCGGGGCCUGGGCCGCCGCGGCCCCCCAACACUCAGAGCCAGAACAAGGCGGCCCUGCUGUCGCUGCUCAGACAACAGCAGCAGAUAAAGCAGAAGAACUUCCGCCAGCAUUUAGCCCACACACAGGACCAGAACACCUACCCGGCUCCUCCGCACGGCCCGGGUCCCGCCAACGCCAUGACGUCGGCGCCCGGAAACAACGCCAUGUCGGCCCAGCCCGGGGCGAACGCCAUGGCAGGUAACCACGGUAACGCAGCGUACCUGAGCAGCCAGGCGGCGGUGGCGGCGGCACUGAAACAACAGCAGCAACAACAACAGCAGCAUCAGCAGCAGAUCCUGGAGCAGCAGAAGCAGCAGCAGCAGCAGUACAUGCAGAGACAGCAGCUCAUGGCUGAACAGGAGAAGCAGCGGCAGCAGGACCAGCAGCUGCAGAGACACCUGACCCGACCUCCCCCCCAGUACCAGGACCAGCCGGGACAGCCGGCCAAUCAGAACCCCUUCCCACAGCAGCCAGUCAACCAGUUUACAGCUUCCUCUCAGCCAAUGGGCAGUGUCGGUUCCAUGGGAGGCCCCGCCCCCGGAUCCCAGCGCAUGUUUCCUCAGAAUCAAGGCAUGAUGGGUAUGAACCUUGGUCAGGGCGGGGGGCCGGCAGGUGGCGUGGCUCCGCCCCCGGCGGGGAGUCAGGCUGACCUCAGUCUGUCGUCCUGCGGCGGCGGAGGGGGCGGGGCCGGCGUGGACGUCCAGCAGGUGCUGUACAACAACAUGAACCUUCACCCCUCCCACCAAGGCCACCCGCCCCCCCAGGCCGGCCUGCAGCGCCAGCCUCUGGGCUCCAUGACGGCCCCCUACAGGCAGAGCCUUCUGGCUCAGCAGCAGCAGCACCUGAAGGCGCAGCCCAACGCCGCCAUGUUGAAGCAGCAGCAGCUGGCGGCCGCCGCCCGCAUGCCGGGCGCCAUGCAGAACAGUAUGGGGGGUAACCUGCCGGGCUCCAUGCCCGGCGGCAUGCAGGGCGCUCAGAGCGCCGCCUGGCAGCAGCAGCUCGCCAACCAGCCGCCCUCCAGUAACGCCAACCUGCCCCCCAACGCCUUCAGCAACAACCCCAACGCCUUCCACAUGCAGCAGUCUCGCAUUCCCAAGAUGCCACCCGGCGCCGGAGCCUUCGGCGCCAACCCCGGCGGUCGGCCGAUGGGCGGUCUGAACCCCGGGCAGCAGAUGAUGCAGACAAACAUGGCUGCCACCCAGCAGAGGGCGCCGCCCAACCCUCAAAGCCUGGGCCAGCCGAUGGCCAACCAGCAGCAGACUCAACAACAACAGGCCAAUCAGAACCAGGCCGUCCUCCCAGACCUGGCCGCGUUCGGACAGCCGCAGGGCAACGGUCGCCAGGGACUGCAGUGUAACCAAGGAUACCAGGUGAGCAGGACUGCCAACCAGCAGCAGCAGCAGCAGGUGUCGUUCGGCUACAACGUGGCGUCGGGGAGUUUCGCCCCCGAGAGCGAGCUGGUGGACUCGCUGCUGAAAGGUCAAAGCACGCAGGAGUGGAUCGCCGACCUGGACGAACUGCUCGCCAGCCACCACUAGUUCCACACCUGCCUGCACCUGCUGAGACGCUGCACUGCUGCACCUGCACUACGCAAACACCUUGAACAAGACGAACGCAGGGCGGCUCCGUUCUGAUCUGUCCAUGUUUGUUAAAGAUCCAAGACAGGAAGUGGUGUGUUAGAGAGAAACGAGCAGCAGUCAGCUGACGGUGAAUGUCUGUGAGUUUGUUGUGAACAUCCUGCUGGCUGCUAAACUCAUGAAGGUUGUUGUGUUGUUUUUCCUUCCCCUGUAUGACGGGACCAGAUUAUGUCCCGACACGGUUUGGUUUACCUGCUGGUGGAGAAGACAUCAGAGGGGCCGUCAGAGCCUCGAUUACUCACUUGUUAGAGGUUUUUUUGCUCAAAGACAUUUGGGUAGAGCAGAGCCAGAUUCUGGAGGUUUUAAAAUAAAUGAAAACCAUCUCCGGUCAGAAAUACAAGCAGUUCAGUCACAGAUGAGCUCACGUUCUGAAUCCACUUCAUUCCAAAAGCAGCGAGACCUUCUACGAGUCGUCUGAUUGGUCCGUUAGAUCCACAGAGCAGGAAGUUCCUGCUGCUGUUCAUCAAACUGAGAGUUUGAAACCAGUUUUAAAGUCGGCUGAACAGUUCAACUAGUGUCAUCCUCUUGGACGUCGCAGUGUUUUCAUAUAUUAGGUUCAAUUAUUCAAUCAAUCAAUCAAUCAAUCAAUCAAUCAAUCAGUGUGUCCUGAUUCCACACUGUAAACAUUAUGGAGAUAUUGAUCGGGGAGGUUUUGACUUUAUAAAACAAACUGAACCAAAAACGAAGAAAUGACAGAAAAGCAAUAUAUUUCUGUUUUAUUAUGAUAUUGAGAUUUAUCAUAAGAUGAAGGUUCGAUUGAUCAAUAACUGCUGAUUGAUUAAAUAACCAGACAGGAAUGUUUGGUUUCAGUUAUAAAUGAGUUGAAUAUAAAAACUGACAGUUUUUCAUCAUGUUGAUGAAAAAACAAUCUAUAAACUAACUUAAUGUCCUAAAACGUUCAGAUUUAAAGGUUUAUUCACAACACGAAGACGAGGAAGACGAGGGUGCUGCGCUUCUACGCCGCAGUCUUCAUCACUUUAGGUUUUUCAUCCUACAAGUUAUAACGCUGACGUCGCUCGCAGCAGAUUUCUACGUUUUCUAACAAACAUGGAAGCUGCGUCUGCCUGCUGAUCUGAUCUUCCUCUGAUCUUCAUCAGUCCAGGUAGAUGUUAUUAGUUUCACAUCUGAUCGUUCCAGCGGUGAUCAGUAGGUCAAAGUUCAACACGUUACAAAGUAAAAGCUUGUGAAUACGCCUUUAAUGGAGUCACAAUCAAGUAGCAACUUCACCAGCAAAACAACAACAACAAAAAACAUCAUUUCAUUUCUCGUCUUUUAAACUGACUUCAGUUUUUCUUCCAGCCGUGUUCAUUCGUCUCUGCAGCAGGUUAACAGGUUAACAGCUGUUCCAGCUCCUCUAACCGGUUACUUCCUGCUGUUCUUUGUCAAACGUGACGGUAAAGUAAAGUAAAAUAGUUCCAACGGGCAUUUUUCACUAUUCUGUCAUUUUACAGACACUAAUCUUCAGAUUAAUCAUCAUUUUAAUGAAUCAAUCCAGUAGUUUCAGGUGUGCAGGAAGUGAGACGCUGCAGAGUUCAGACAUGUUAGUCUGAAUGUGACUCAGCUGAUUCCAUUAUUAUUAUUAUUAUUAUUAUUAUUAUUCACAAACACACAAAUGACAUCUUAUGUUGAAAAUUUAACAGAUAAAGUGUCGCUCAAUGUGCCGCAUCGUACAACUGAAUUCUAACAACAAAUAACUGGAGGUGAUAAACACGAACACACACACACACACACACACACACAUAUAA